Petromyzon marinus (sea lamprey) is the source of this 1432-nucleotide messenger RNA. Its product is annotated as globin-2-like. Gene Ontology annotation, biological process: oxygen transport. Gene Ontology annotation, molecular function: heme binding; iron ion binding; oxygen binding. The record is from RefSeq and is a predicted model, not a curated record. Lineage: Eukaryota; Metazoa; Chordata; Hyperoartia; Petromyzontiformes; Petromyzontidae.
UGAUUAUAUAAAUAUAUAUAAGGGGGGGCGGCAGUGGCCCCGGGGGGAGAUACCGGAGGUGUUCCUCAGACCGUCUCUAUUCGCCGAGUUCACCUCGCGCGCGUGCGCUUCCCUAGCGGACAUCGCCUAGCAGCCGGCAACCAUGCCCAUCGAAGACACGGGGAGCAAGCCGGACUUCUCGGACGAGGAGAAGAAGGCCAUUAAGGACUCGUGGAGCGGCGUCUACUCCGAAUACGAGUCGGCGAGCUCUGAGAUACUCAUUAAGUUCUUCGUGGACAAUCCAUCCGCGCAGGACUUCUUUCCCAAGUUCAAGGACCUGGACUCGGAGGAGAAGCUCAAGAACUCCACGGCGGUGCGCUGGCACGCCGAGAGGAUCAUCAACGCCGUCAACGACGUCAUCUGGCUCCUGGACGAGCCCGAAAAGAACGCCAAGAAUCUGAAGGAGCUGAGCGAGAAGCACGCGGUGCAGCUCAACGUCGAUGCCAAGUUCUUCAAGGUCCUGGCUGAGCUGAUCCUGGACAAGGUGGCAGAGAAGAGCGGCGACUCCUUCUCGGACAGCGCUCGCUCUGCGUGGGAGAAGCUGCUGACCUACAUCUGCAUCAGCCUCAAAGUCGCCUACUAAAAAUACAUGUCGCUUUUCAAAUAAAAUGCAAGUCAAAUUCCUGCUCAAACGAGCAGCAGAUAACCACACAACACCCACGUACAUGCUACGUGCAAAAUCUUAGAAUGUUGGUGCUUAAAUUACAGAAAUAAAGAUGCAUUCGAGGUUUUAAAAUAGACAAUGAUUUAUAAUUAUUUCAAACCCAUCCCCCCCACUUUUUAAAUUCAGAUAGAUGUCCAAAUAUUGACGUGAAAUAAAUGGCAGUUAAUGAGUUGGCAUCAGAGCGCAAAGUGAGCUCCACGCUCCCACCGUCGAAAAGAUUACGUCUUGUUCAUUCAAUCACCGGUCCUAAUAAAAUUACGUUUUAAGAUAAAAGCGUGGUCACUGCAGGGUUGUUCGUCACAAUUAGGCUUGCAUGAGUCACGUUAUAUAAUUUUGCUUGUGGAGGAAUUUGUGACUAUUUAGUAAACUACAAGAGCUGUCCUAUGAAAUGCAUCCUUGGCGUAGCUCUAUGCAAAAUGAGUGGCAAGCCCGUUGGGAUUGAAGUAAUCAAUGAUGUAAUUAAGAUUUGAAGUCGUCGUGACUGCAGGGAUCCAUGCCAAAGAGUAAUGACUGCAGGGAUCCAUACCAAAGAGUAAUGAUUUAAUUACCACUUUGAGGGCUCACAUGUAACCUGUCACCCUCCCGUCCGCAUCAUACGAGACCCCCCCCCCCGCACCCCUCCCUCCCUGCUGGACAUCCGUGAGCCUACCGAACAUCUGUAACAAAAAAGAGCUUCAUAGUUCAUCGGAUUUCUCCAGGUUGAAUAAAGAUUCAGAUUUUUCUCCCAAA